Molecule: messenger RNA, 3546 nt
Organism: Penicillium mononematosum
Lineage: Eukaryota; Fungi; Ascomycota; Eurotiomycetes; Eurotiales; Aspergillaceae
Exons: 3
Coding region: 1-3546 (1181 amino acids)
Source: RefSeq, a predicted model, not a curated record
AUGUCGCAACGACCGAACGAGCCCCCUGUACGAUCUUCAAUGUCUCCGGCUAAUGGACGAAACCGAGAUCGAUCCCCAGAAACUGCGUCGCCUUUACCACGAUCCGAUGAAGGCUCAUUUCGCCAGACCCCGCCCCAAAAGAACGACGGCCAAGCAAGCGGGGAGUUAGAGGGGACUACACUGGGCAGCAGUUCCCGUGAUGGAGAUCGAAGGACACCGGGCCAGCGGAGGACCCAGAGCUCAGGUGGCUUUUUGCUUGACUCAUUGCCCCGCACACGAAGCACAAGAGUCAGCUUGCAACGCCCUCGCCCCUCAGAACCUCCCCAAGAGAAGCGCAGCGUUCCCGAACCGGAUAUCGUGGUCCCCAAGAAACGCUCGCGGUUCCCAUGGAGCCGGAAUAAGCGCCAUGAAUCUGAGGUAAUGCCGGAAAAUGCAAGUCCAAGCCCGACCACUGCUCGGCAAGCUUCUGCGCCUCCUGAUAGACAACCCUCUGGAAGCUCCUCGCAGCCCGAGGUGCACGAAGACAAUGUGGCACAUCCAACUCCCGGUCUCGAUAGGGACUCGAUCCAGAUCGUAAAUCUAGCCUUGAACCUUAAUGAGUCUCGGAGGAGGACAGCUUCUGGAAUACCCCCGGGCUCUGAGAGCCGAAGACCAAUAUCUGUCUCUCAACCUGCUGUUUCGACAACUGACAGCUAUGGGUAUUCCCCACUAGCGAAGAAGUUACAGCUCGACUCGCCGUAUCGCAAUCUGACUCAGGUCUCUGGUAAUCGUUUAUCACAGGGGACACUGCCGAGCUUAGAGCAAUCAUCUGUUAUGAAUUUGUUGCCUCCAUCCGCAGUCGAGGAUCACCGGGCAUACGAAUUCUCCGAAAGCACUUUGGCUCGUGCCGAGAGAGCACGCAAUCAUUUUGAUUUAUUUCAUGAAUACAUGCGGCUCCUACCUCGUUACCACCUCUUCGAGAACCCCAACCGAAGCUAUAACCCGCUUCAAAUGAUUCGCAACCGAAAAGUCAGGUAUCGUGAGAAAUGCUCCAUCGAUCCAGCCGCAGAAGGAUGGCACGACGUUGAAAGAGUCCACCAAUGGAUCAAUGACGUCGCGCAAAAGUACGCCCCAAGAGAGUACGACCGACUAGAUUGCUUGAAGCUGCCACCUUUCCAACAAGGUCGCCGUCAUGUGUCUAUUCAGGAACAUGAAGAUAUGGAUAUGAUGCCCACGUCUCCGGAAUCGAGUUUGCGGCGAGUUAGCCGAACCAGCAGCAUGAAGGCCCGUCGACCACGUAUUGAUUGGAAGAUAUCGCCAGCAGAGCUUCUGGCCGAUGCUGCCUGGCUGGAAUAUGGUGCCAAUAAGACGAAGGUGGUCGACAAGGAUGGUUAUAAACUCUACCCUGACCCCACAGAGUUAGUUAUAAUGGACACAAGCGAGGACCGCGGCACGCCUCAGAAGCAGCAACGCCUUUCAGUCGAAGUGGGAGAUCAUGCAGAAGCACAUUCGUCACCGCACACUUCUAUCUCCAGUCCUCACCCUGCAUUGGCGCAAGAAUUCAAGAGCGUGGGUCGUGGGCGGCACAGGCACAGAUUUCGAAGCCACUCGCACAGCUUACGCAGCCGUAGUGCUUCCAGCAAACGAAAGCCUUCACGAUGGGAUCAUGUCAAAAUGCGCUCGGGCAGCGUGUCGAGUUCUUCAAGCUCAGAUACCCGCCCCUCCGUCGAUGAAAAGCCUCGCAGGUCUCGUGAGAAUAUCCGCGACCAUGUCCAAAGAUUCGUCGAACAUACACACUCAGGAUCUCGGAUAUCCCGCGGCAAGUCCCCGGCUGUUCAUAACACUGACAUUGAUCGGGGGAGAACACCACAGCCAGUCGAGCCGUUGUCCGUCAACACGAAGCAAUCCCGCAAACACAGAAAAGGCUCUCUCUCAUCGGCAGGCAGUCUUGAUGACCGGCAGGAUACUCGUAUGUCCCUGGAAGGCAUGGAUAGCACUGCGCCUAACUCUCCCGCUCGCGUCGGCUACUUCCCGAGCAUAGCAGUAAAUCUGUCACCACCGUCAAGUCGAUCUCCCUCGCCCGCCAAGAAGGGUCUCCGUCAUAAGAUUGUUUCACGCCACGAGCGCAGCAAGAGCAAACAAGCAGAUCGAGAGCGAGAGCGGGAAGAUGAAUUGCCGGAACUCGAGGCUUUGCGUCAGCGAACGACGGCGCCUGCGCGGACGGAGGGCGCCUCCAAGCUCGAGCCGAGUCCUCUUCCCGAUGUUGUGUCGUCAUCUUAUCCCGAUGAUCAAGGCACGCAUGAGGGCAAUCGAGUGGAUGGGUAUCGGUCUCGCAAAGGGCCCCAUCUUCCCGAAUCAAAGUUACGAGGAAUAUUUAAGGGGCCAGGUCGGAUAGCAGAGAUCGUUGGAAAUGAGGUCUCCAAGGUCGGAGAUCUCAUUCUGAAGAAAGACGCAGAACCUGAAUCUCGAAAAUCAUCGUCCGCCACUACUCUUGCAUCAGAUGAUAGCGAUUCUGAUGAAGAAUCCAGAGGCGACAGAAAGCCUGGCUCCAAAGGUCUUUUACGGCGCCUACCAACAUUUACAGAUGAGCCUGGGCGAUUGACUCGCAGAAAUUCCGAGAGGAACUCGUCCCGAAGCUUUAUUCCUUCUCUGCCGACCUUCACGUCACCCCUAAGGCAAGAUGAACGAAGCGAAGCACCAGAGGUGACCGACUUCGGCAGUCCUGGCGAACGAGUUUCCUCUCCACGAAAUUAUGGUUCCCGUGAUUCUCCCAAGAAGUUCUCGCUGCCGCGCAGCAAAACGCUUGAUUUCAGCCCUUCUUUGCGCACGGGACGGAUAAAGCGGGACGAGAUUAAAGACCCUUCCAUCCCUUUCAGCUUAACACGGCCUCCUGUCACUGGGCUCGCCAACGCUCGAGCAUCACCGGGAAUUUCCCCAGAGGGAAGACGCACAGGGCUUUCAGGUGCUAGUCGCGCCUGGAGUAUAUCUGGGCGCAGUAUCCAUACCUUGAUUGACACCGGCGUGCCUGGCCCGGGAGAUUACUCGCCGGGCCCACACUCCCGUGAGCCAGUUCCUCCCUGGCUUCAAAGCGCUGUGGGCCCUGGUGCAUCUGUUCCACAAGUGACACGAAUCGGCGAAUUCGACCUCGCUGCUCAAUGCCUCCUCCAACGUUUCGAAGACACGCAGCACUCGUUCCAGCAAUCCAUGCACCAUUUAUCCACGUCUACCUCGUCCCCUCUCCGAUCCCAGCUGAGGAACCUGGAAAACCUGGUCAAUCAUUCUCUGGCUCCUCGCGUCCGAGCCACGGCAAUGGACGCCGAGGACUUGUGUGUCCAGCUCAACACCACCAGCACACUCGCUGUUAAGCAGCUGAGUGAUGCCCUUGACAAAGGCCUUCGUAAGCGUCGCCGUCGAUUGCGGUGGAUUCGUCGGACUGGAUUCAUGGUUCUGGAAUGGGCCCUUGUUGCUAUGCUUUGGUGGGUGUGGCUGAUUGUCAUGGCUUUCAAGCUUGUGCGUGGUGUCUUCCGGGGUGCCUUCACUGGUAUUCGAUGGGUCUUGUGGCUGUGA